Molecule: messenger RNA, 693 nt
Organism: Triticum turgidum subsp. durum (durum wheat)
Lineage: Eukaryota; Viridiplantae; Streptophyta; Magnoliopsida; Poales; Poaceae
Source: the annotation of a GenBank genome assembly
AUGGCGGCGCCCGUCGUCCCGGUCGAUCUGACGGUCGUCAAGAAGCUCCUCGGAGGCGGCGGCGACCUGGCGGUCCACGACGCGUCUGGCGGUCUCGCCUUUCGCGUCACGGCGGCGGACGGUUGUGGCAGGAGGUGCGGAGGGAGGGCGCUCCUCGACGCCUCCGGGAGCACUCUGGUCACUGCCAGGACCAGCGAGCCUGAAGAUGAUGCUACAUUUGUAAUGCCCGCCUUAAUAAUUCGUGAUUUAUCCCUUGUUGUGCAUAAUACAUAUGUAAACUAUGUCACUGAGUGGGAGGCUACUAUUUUCCAGGAUCGAAAGGAGGUACAUGUCUUUGUCCCGCCGAGAAGCACAUCUGAGGAGCAAAAACCAAGCUACAUACUCGUAGGAAAUCCAUCUCGAAGAGCAUGCACGAUUAUAAGGGGAAACUCCAUUGUUGCUCAGACAAAUCUCCCGUACAAACUCAAUAAGGCCGUCUAUUCAAGGCGGAAGUUUAGGGUGACGAUUUACCCAGGAAACGAUAACAUUCUGAUCAUGAGUUUUACAUGUUCAUGCCCUAAAUACUUUUCUCGCAUUCAUUGGCAUCAAGGGAUGGAUAGGACAUGGUACUAUGAAACCCAGCAUUAUCUUCUGAUCAAGACAGCAGUUCCUAAUGAAGCAGACGCCUUCAGUAGAAAGGCCUUAAGCCCUUGA